Molecule: messenger RNA, 706 nt
Organism: Lacerta agilis (Sand lizard)
Lineage: Eukaryota; Metazoa; Chordata; Lepidosauria; Squamata; Lacertidae
Product: phospholipase A2 inhibitor and Ly6/PLAUR domain-containing protein-like
Exons: 5
Coding region: 29-649 (206 amino acids)
Source: RefSeq, a predicted model, not a curated record
CUUCCUGGCUCUUGCUUAUUCCAGCGCUAUGAAGGUACUCCUGGGCACAUCUCUCCUCCUGGUCAUCGUCUCCCCAGCAGUACCUCUGAAAUGUAUUUCUGCGACUGACAUUACUAAAGUCUCAGACCAAAGAGUUUUAACAUGUAGACCUUCACUGAAUGUCUGUUUUUCCAGUGUUUUCCGUACAAAUAUAGUUGGUGAUAAAGAGGCAACUUACUAUGGAUGCGGCCUAGCAGGCCUGUGCCGUUCAGGCCAUUAUAGCUUCACUUCAGCGAGUGGUACAUUCGUUCAGAAGAUCUCCCGCUGCUGCAACACUGACAUGUGCAACAAUGAAACUCUUACUCUUCCAGAUCGCAGCACUCUUCCCCCGAAUGGUCUGAAGUGCCCAGCCUGCUUCCAUUACCUUUUCAGGAAUUGUACAAGUAAAACUACCAUUAACUGCUUUGGGAAUGAGAAUCAAUGUGUUCAUUUUAAAGGAGUUCUCAAGAAAGGUAUCCAUAGGGGACAGAAAUUAAAUUUCAAGGGAUGUGCAACAAAAGAUUUUUGUUCCCUCAAGAAUCAUUCCCCAUUUGUUGGUUAUUAUAACUUCGAACCCGUAGAAGAGACAUGUUACGAUGCUUCAGAAACCUCAAACCAGCCUGAAUUUUGAGGAUAGGAUACAGAAUAACCUCCCUUCUUGUGGUUUCCACAAUAUAUUGCAGUUGGG